Molecule: messenger RNA, 525 nt
Organism: Centruroides sculpturatus (bark scorpion)
Lineage: Eukaryota; Metazoa; Arthropoda; Arachnida; Scorpiones; Buthidae
Gene: RpS27
Product: 40S ribosomal protein S27
Exons: 4
Coding region: 1-381 (126 amino acids)
Biological process (GO): ribosomal small subunit assembly; translation
Cellular component (GO): ribosome; cytosolic small ribosomal subunit
Molecular function (GO): structural constituent of ribosome; RNA binding
Source: RefSeq, a predicted model, not a curated record
AUGAAUGUCAAGGGCUGCAUCACAUCAAUCAUCAAUCAUCAAAACAAUAUUAAAGUGCCUGUUACUAAAGGAAGACCGCAAGAAAGUCUUUUAAGAGACAAUAGUGUGUUUACUCAUAAUGUAGCGUAUAAAUUGGCUAAGGAUUUACUCCAUCCGUCUCCAGCUGAAGAGAGGAGAAAAUGCAAACUUAAGAGGCUUGUUCAGCAUCCUAAUUCAUUCUUUAUGGAUGUAAAAUGUCCAGGAUGCUACAAAAUUACAACUGUAUUUAGUCAUGCACAGACUGUAGUUUUGUGUGUAGGCUGCUCAACAGUUCUUUGUCAGCCUACAGGAGGACGAGCUAGAUUGACAGAAGGUUGCUCGUAUAGGAAAAAGCAGCACUGAAAUGUUAUGGAAGAAUUAAAAAAAAAAUUUCCCCGAUAAUGGAAGCAGUGUUAAGAUUCUACGAUAUGUUACGUUUGUGGAAUCUGCAAUGUUUUUAUGUACAGAUGCCUAUCUAGGUGUACAAUAAAAUAUGUCUGAAGGGGA